CUUCAAAAAAAAAAUGUUAAUACAUUUGCAUGUAUUUUCCUCCUUUCCUAUAUAUUUUUAAAAUCAGAAAUUACAAAUUUUAGCGCGCUUAAACAAAAAAUUUGAAAACCCGCCAAAACUUUUAAUUUGAUUGAAGAUCCGCAUGAACACACUAAAAUGAAUCUACACCGUCCAUUAAGAAUAAAUCAACGCUCAAGAUUCAUCCUCUUCAUUUCACCACUACUAUAAAUACCAAACUCAAAUCCCACACUUUCCACAACAAACUCCAUUUUCUCUUCCAAUUUUCCCGAGAAACAAACAACUCAACUUCAUCCCCUCAAUGGCUCGUACCAAGCAAACAGCAAGAAAAUCCACCGGAGGAAAGGCUCCAAGGAAGCAACUGGCAACCAAGGCGGCAAGAAAGUCUGCUCCAGCCACCGGAGGAGUGAAAAAGCCACAUCGAUUCAGGCCAGGAACCGUUGCAUUGAGAGAGAUCAGAAAGUACCAGAAGAGUACUGAGCUUUUGAUCCGAAAGCUUCCGUUCCAGAGAUUGGUGAGAGAAAUCGCUCAGGAUUUCAAGACCGAUCUUCGAUUCCAAUCCAGCGCUGUGUCUGCUCUUCAAGAGGCUGCGGAGGCUUACUUGGUCGGUGUGUUUGAAGAUACUAAUCUCUGUGCGAUCCACGCUAAGAGAGUUACAAUCAUGCCAAAGGAUAUUCAGUUGGCUCGUAGGAUUAGAGGUGAGAGAGCUUAGGGUUUUGCAUUUCUCUUCUGUAAUUGCUUUUAGAUCAUUGUUUUUUUUUGUUGUUGUUGAAUCCAAUGGAUGAUUAUUAGAUUAGUUUAGCUCAUGUUGUUAAUUAUUAUUACUGUUUUAUCUAAUUAAUGAAGUAUUAGUAAUUGGAUUAAUCUUGUUCUAAGGUUGAAUUAAUGUAUCUUUCUUUUUAUAUAAAAUAAGCUUAAUUCACUAAUCCUAAAC
This is a messenger RNA of Cannabis sativa, 952 nucleotides long. Its product is annotated as histone H3.2-like. Gene Ontology annotation, molecular function: protein heterodimerization activity; structural constituent of chromatin; DNA binding. The transcript has a single exon. Bases 320 to 730 code for a protein of 136 amino acids. Lineage: Eukaryota; Viridiplantae; Streptophyta; Magnoliopsida; Rosales; Cannabaceae. Gene Ontology annotation, cellular component: nucleosome. The record is from RefSeq and is a predicted model, not a curated record.